UUUUCUGGCGGCAACAUGGGUCUAUCGGGGCGGAAAACGAAGCAGCGCAUAGGCAACGACCCGCGCAAUCUCACAUGGGCAGAUGACGCAGCAAAAUUCGGCGCAACCUACCUCUCGAAGUUCGGGUGGGAUGCGUCUAAGGGUCUGGGAGCGGAGGGUGAAGGGCGUCUAUCGCACAUAAAAGUGUCCCAGAAACUGGACAUGCUGGGCAUCGGUGCAGCGCAACAAAAAGACCCCAAUGGGAUCGCUUGGAAGCAAAAUCGCGACUUUGAACGAGUGUUGGAGCGCCUCAACGCUACCCAAGACCCUACCAAAUCAACACCAGCCCCGGUCUACUCGGAUUUUGUGGCCGCUUCUGUUGCUGCUGUCGACGCGGUGAAGCCUGUUGUCCCGCGACACAGAGCACACCGCGCCCGAGCCAUCGCUGCUAAAAACAUCGCCUCCAAAUCAGCUGCCGCGAUAUCUGAAAUCCUGGGCGUGGCCAGCAGCAGCUCUACCACCGCCGCAACUCCCGAGGGCACACUGACACCCUGCGGAGACAGCCCAGACGACAACCUCAUCACAACCUCAAAGAAAAGCGUCGCCGAUUAUUUCAAGGACAAACUUCUCGCCAAAUCGGGCAAAUCCACGCCUGCCCCAGCCACGCCUGUCGACGAUAUUGAUAUGCCCAGAGGCGGGAUCGGUUCACGGACCCCACGAAUGGCAAGCGACGAUGCUGAGGCGGCCACUCCAAGAUUCGGUAUUGGAAGCAGCAGGCAACCAUCCUUUAUGCCCUCGACUUCGGCACUGCCUGUCCCAGAGGAAAAAGCGGAGGAGGGCAAAGCAGAGAGCAAGUCCGAGAAGCGGAAGCACAAAGACAAGAAGGGAAAAGCUCGAGAAAGCGAUGUGGGCGAACUGACCGUAUCAGAGGCGAAGAAGGAGAAAAAAGCCAAGCGACGAAAAGAUAAGGAGGCUGACGUCGUGCAGCCAGAAGAACCCAGCGACGAACCUACCAAGAAGAAAAAGAAAAGACGGCGAGAGAACGACAAGACGGAGGACAAGUCGGAGUCUAAGAAGAAAAAGAGACGGGUAGAAGAGCCUACAGCAACGGUAGAAAUGGCCAAGGAAGAUAGAAAGAAGGCCAAGAAAGAGAAAAAACGGUUAAAAGCAUUAGAAGAUAGUACAACGUAG
Messenger RNA from Mycena indigotica, 1170 nucleotides. Its product is annotated as G-patch domain-containing protein. The record is from RefSeq and is a predicted model, not a curated record. Bases 16 to 1170 code for a protein of 384 amino acids. Gene Ontology annotation, molecular function: nucleic acid binding. The transcript has 3 exons. Lineage: Eukaryota; Fungi; Basidiomycota; Agaricomycetes; Agaricales; Mycenaceae.